UGAAUCAUUGCUAGGUUGAUUUCAUUUGGAUCAAUCGUGACCAGAGACACUUUGAGUGGUUCAUGGAGCUACUGAAUGAACUGGAAAUGGAACAGAAUGAAUAUGGAACACUAAUGGAUCGGUUCCUUGAUAUGCACAUGUACAUCACAUCAGCUUUACAAAGGACUGGUGUUAAAGCAUUAGGACUACAAAUGGCUCUUGAUCUGAUACACAAAGAAAAGAACAUUGAUCUUAUAACUGGACUGAAGACCAGGACACAGACUGGUAGACCUAACUGGGAUAAGGUCUAUAUGUUAAUGCUGGGGAAUAGAAUUUAGUUCAACUCUAGCAUAAAGCAUGAGUCUAAAGGUCAAACCGCCCACACAUUUGAUUAAAAAUUGAUG
Molecule: messenger RNA, 383 nt
Organism: Amphimedon queenslandica
Lineage: Eukaryota; Metazoa; Porifera; Demospongiae; Haplosclerida; Niphatidae
Product: NADPH oxidase 5-like
Exons: 2
Coding region: 63-317 (84 amino acids)
Molecular function (GO): oxidoreductase activity
Source: RefSeq, a predicted model, not a curated record